AUGGCGCAAGCAUUCUACGUUCGGAAUCCUUAUCCUGUGCCGGAUGUCUCCCGGGAAGGAGCUUGGAUAUCACGCGGACCCGUAUUGGGAGACAAAGUCUCACCAUCGGACAGAGACUGGAACGUCAAAUUGAGCGCCCACGAGCGUCUCUUCGCUCAUCACACUCUGAAUAGCAUUCGCAAAGAUCAUCGAUUCGUCAGAUUCCAGGUGCCGAAAGAUGCUCUCGAUUUCGCGCUAACCAGCGUUUAUGCUCACAGCCGAGAUACUUUGGUGCCAAAGAUGUACGUGCCGAUGCAGCCGGAAACGCUCGGCAAGGAAACUUGGCGCGUCUUGCGGAAUGAGAUCAAGAUUGUGCCGGAACCGCCUAAACCCGAUAGACCGAUGCACGUGAGCGGUCAUCCGGACGAGGAACUUAAAUCGUUAGUUCGGGCACCUUUAUCGACGGAUAAAUCGAAGUGUUAUAGCGGCUCAACUUUACCACGGAGAAUUCAUCCGAGCAGCGUGAAAUUAAAUAUCGAGGGUCCUCAUAUGGACCAAUCGAAUCCCGGAUACAGUCGCAAAAUCGACGGAACUUUUUACAGUAUUUAAACACGGAUUUGGACAGUGUUUGAGCGGCACGCUUGGAGAACGUUUGGAUUAAGCUGAAACCUGCAAUUCGCCGAAUGAAGUCUCUGCUUUUACAAAUACCAUUAUCGCUAUUGGCAUAAUCUGCCGAGAUUUGCAAUUUGGAGCGCUCGCGGCACUCAGAGGAGCAGUAAAUCGUCAACGUUAAGGUAAUAUAGGCGCGAAAUUGAUCGUAUUAAGAUUCCCGAGUGUCAUGAGGACGCGUAUGAUUAAAUCGCGUCAAUCGUCGCCGUUGUUUCACCGCGUGAACAACUAUCCGACUGUCCGAUUAUCCUUAUCUGAUUGUGUUGACAAAUUUACCCGAUGGCUCAGUGCUUCACGAGUACGUCUUGGUUAUCGCGAUCGGAGAUCUCCCGGCUGCCGCUCGUACUUUCGCCCCUUUGACAGUCCGACGUACAGGCGGUCGGAAGAUCGGCAGAGCGAACAGGCAGAAGCGUGAGUCAGUGCGCACCGAGUUCUCAGCUCGGCUCGACAGUGAGCCGAAGGGACAGAAUGUCCCAUUACCCGGGUAAUCCUUGUUUGUAAUAAACCAGCGCCCCGCUGCCAGCUCGGGGUGACAGUGGAGCCACCCUCCGCCGAGAAGGCCCGCGCGGAG
Molecule: messenger RNA, 1219 nt
Organism: Linepithema humile (Argentine ant)
Lineage: Eukaryota; Metazoa; Arthropoda; Insecta; Hymenoptera; Formicidae
Product: cilia- and flagella-associated protein 276
Source: RefSeq, a predicted model, not a curated record